UAACAUUGUAACAUAUAAGUAACAUAUAUGAUUCAAUAUCAACUAUUUUGAAUUUUCUUUUAUCAUAAUUGAUGUUUUCUUUAUCUGUCUAUAUUUAUAAAUAAUUUAAUUAUUAUAGGAAUAAAUUAUACCUAAGAAUUAAAUUGUGUAAAAAAUCAAUAUGGCGUCAAUAAUAGUGUUUAAAAUGCAAAGAGAAGAAAAACAAUUAGAUUCUGCUUUGGAGGCAAUUAUUAUGAGAGUAAAUGAUUUAAAGAGUGCAAUUGCUGCAAUGAUAUUUAAAUUGGAACAUGAAUAUGAAACAUUGAAUUGGCCUAAUUUUCUUGAUAAUUUUGCUCUUAUUUCGGGACAUCUGACUAGUCUUUCAAAAAUUCUUGGACAUGAUAAGGCACCAAAUUUAAGAAACUUAACAGUUUUACCAUUAAGAUUAAGUCCAGAGAAAGAUGAAGAAUUGCUUCGUUUAACUGAAGGUAGAAUUCCCACAUUUGCUCAUGAUUUAGUACCAGAUUAUCUACGAACUAAAGUAGAACCUCAAGCUGAACAAAAAAUGAUGCAGCUUGAAGCAAAAGCUGCAAAUUUAAAUUAUGAAACAUCACAUAAACAAGUGGCUCAAUACACAAAAGUUAUUAAUCAUGUAUGGGAUAUAGCAAAUAAGGCACGUGAAGAGUGGGAAAGUGAAGCUGGUUCUAGAGCAACUCAAGCUCAAACCAGCAGUACAGCAGACACUCAUGCUCUUGUAGCAGCUGUGGGUAUGGGUAAAGGUUUAAAAACCGAUUCUGUUCAAAUGGUACAAUCAGGUGUAAAUUCAGUACCUAGUGGAAUGAUAGUAGGAAGACCUGGAAAUCAGCAACAAACUCCAGGACAAGGAUCAUUAGGAAAUCCACCUAUGGGACAAAUGACUAAAGCUCCAAGUACAAUCAAAACCAAUAUCAAGGCAGCACCACAAAUUCAUCCAUAUAGAUAAAAAUAUUAAUUUUAAUAUAAUAUUUUUUAAAUUGAAAAUUAUUUUCAUCUUAAUUUAUUAUUUUUUAACAUAUAGCAAGUAACAUUAAAAUAAUUUUUUAAAAAUAAAUAAUUGAUUUUAAUUUUAAUUAAAAUCAUUUUUUUAAUAUCAGCAUUUCAUUGUAAAAUAUAGAAAAUCAUACAUAUUACGACUCAGCUCUUACUUUAUAAUAAUGUACAUUAAAAAUAUAAAUAUAAUUAUAUUUUAAAUAAAUUCAUGUAAAAAAAUACCAUCUUACAUAAAAUUAUUCAUCUAUUAAAAAAUGAAAAUCAUUUAUAGCAAUUAUUAUAUUUACAAAAACUAAUUGAAUUUUAAAAACCUGUUAUUUGAAAUGAAAAAAAUAAAAAUUUGAAAUUUUUAAUAAUAAUAAAUAGCAGUAUAGAUAAAAUGAUAAAAAUUUAAAAAAUUUUUAUAUUAAAUUUUAAAUUUUUAUUAUAAAAAUAAUUAUUAAAAUUUUAUUAGAGAUAUUUUAAUAUCACAUUAAGAAUCUAUAUUUACAAAUUAUAUUUAAAUAUUAUAGAAUUUGUUUAUUUUUACAUGAAAAAAUAAAAUCAUAAAAUGAAUAUAUUUUUCAAUUAAAAAAUGAAAACACAUAUAUUUUAAGAUUUAAUAAUAAAAUUUUUUAAAAAUAAUAUAAAUAUAUUGGUAUGAUUUCAAAUCUUCAAA
This is a messenger RNA of Apis cerana (Asiatic honeybee), 1666 nucleotides long. It is a transcript of the gene MED8, whose product is annotated as mediator complex subunit 8. NCBI's taxonomy places the organism in Eukaryota, Metazoa, Arthropoda, Insecta, Hymenoptera, Apidae. Gene Ontology annotation, molecular function: RNA polymerase II cis-regulatory region sequence-specific DNA binding; transcription coregulator activity. Gene Ontology annotation, biological process: regulation of transcription by RNA polymerase II. Gene Ontology annotation, cellular component: mediator complex; core mediator complex. The record is from RefSeq and is a predicted model, not a curated record.